Limulus polyphemus (Atlantic horseshoe crab) is the source of this 2096-nucleotide messenger RNA. Its product is annotated as glutamate dehydrogenase, mitochondrial-like. The record is from RefSeq and is a predicted model, not a curated record. Gene Ontology annotation, cellular component: mitochondrion. Gene Ontology annotation, molecular function: L-glutamate dehydrogenase (NAD+) activity. Bases 156 to 1862 code for a protein of 568 amino acids. The transcript has 11 exons. NCBI's taxonomy places the organism in Eukaryota, Metazoa, Arthropoda, Merostomata, Xiphosura, Limulidae. Gene Ontology annotation, biological process: L-glutamate catabolic process.
CUAUACGCCCUUGGAUUUUUGUUUCUCACUGUAGUUAGGUUAGAGCAAAGACGAAUUAGGUUGAAGUUAAGUUAGGCAUCGUCUGUGUGCUUUAUUGACUUGUUUUAAAUUUAAUUUUGUUAUUUUUGUGUUAAAGUAGUGAAAUUCUAUAAAACAUGUUUCAUCGUGCUGUCGCGUCUCUAGGAAAAAUCGUGAUUCCUCACAUUUCGAAAAAUGGCGUUUCAUCUUUACGAGCGACCGUAUCUUCAACUUCUUCAAACAUUAUCUUGCGACAUGCGGUAGUUAGAAGCACAGUUGUGACUGUGACUAGUCGGCAUUAUAGUAUACAUGAAAUUCCAGAAGAUUUAAAAUACGUUGACGAUGCAGAAGACCCAUCAUUUUUUCAUAUGGUUGAGUACUUUUACCAUCGAGGCUGGCAGAUUGUAGAAGAUAAAUUAGUUGAAGAUUUUAAAGGCAAAAUGAGUUUGGAAGAGAAACGAAAAAAAGUUCGAGGUUAUCUUGGUUUAAUGGGACCAUGUCAUUCUGUACUAGAAAUUUCAUUUCCAUUGAAAAGAGAUAAUGGAGAAUAUGUAAUGAUAAAUGGUUGGCGUGCCCAGCAUAGCCAUCACAGAACACCAUGCAAAGGAGGUAUUCGAUACAGCUUGGAUGUAAGUGUUGAUGAAGUCAAAGCCCUGUCUGCCUUGAUGACUUUCAAGUGUGCUGUAGUGGAUGUUCCCUUUGGAGGUGGCAAGGCAGGACUUAAGAUAAACCCCAAAGAAUACAGUGAACACGAGUUAGAGAAAAUCACAAGAAAUUUUGCCUUAAUGCUUUCAAAGAAAGGAUUUCUUGGACCUGGCCUAGAUGUUCCAGCACCUGACAUGGGUACUGGAGAACGAGAAAUGAGUUGGAUUGCAGACACAUAUUCUUCAACAAUUGGACACACUGACUUGAAUGCUCAUGCAUGUGUAACUGGAAAGCCAAUCAACCAAGGAGGUAUUCAUGGAAGAAUAUCAGCUACUGGAAGGGGAGUGUUUCAUGGAAUAGACAACUAUAUUAAUGAAGCCAGUUACAUGAGCAUGAUUGGCACUACACCUGGAUGGGGUGGAAAGACCUUCAUUGUUCAAGGCCUUGGCAAUGUGGGCCUGCAUACCAUGCGUUACUUACAUCGAGCUGGGGCUCGUUGUAUAGGAAUAAUGGAAGUUGAUGGUUGCAUUUUCAAUCAAAAUGGAAUUGACCCUCGAGAAUUGGAAGAUUGGAAACUGGGAAGUGGUACAAUAGUAGGCUUUCCAGGGGCUGAACCUUACUCAGGUGAAAAUAUGCUGUUUGAACCAUGUGACAUUCUUAUACCUGCAGCAACAGAAAAGGCAAUAACAAAAAAUAAUGCUCAUAAGCUCCAAUGUAAGAUUAUUGCUGAGGCUGCUAAUGGGCCAACGACUCCCGCAGCUGACAAGAUAUUGAUAGAACGCAACAUUCUUGUCAUUCCUGACCUGUAUAUUAAUGCUGGUGGUGUCACAGUUUCAUAUUUUGAAUGGUUAAAGAAUCUAAAUCAUGUGAGCUAUGGUCGUUUACUUUUCAAAUAUGAGCGAGAAUCCAAUUAUCAUCUUCUGGAAAGUGUUCAAGAGUCAUUAGAGAGGAGGUUUGGAAAAGCUGGAGGACGUAUACCGGUUAUUCCCAGUGAGUCAUUCCAGAAAAGAAUAUCUGGAGCAUCAGAAAAAGACAUUGUGCAUUCAGGUCUAGAUUACACCAUGGAAAGGUCGGCAAGGGCAAUCAUGAGAACAGCAAUGAAGUACAACCUGGGCUUGGACUUGCGUACAGCAGCCUAUGUUAACUCUAUUGAGAAAAUAUAUGGAACCUAUGUGGCUGCAGGUCUCACCUUUACCUAAACUUGUUUUGUUUGUAUUUUGAAGUUUGGUUUAAAGCAUAUUUAUAGAAAUCUAAAACAAUUUGUUACUUAUAGAUAGUUUUUAUCUUGUUUUAACCCAUAUUUUGAGUGUGUAUGGACAAACAUCUACAAGCAAAUGGGGAAUAAUUUCUUUUUUCAGCUUCCAAAAGAAAAUAACUUUAUAACCAUUGAUUAAAACCUGUAUACACUUCAGAAAUAAAAGUUUUUCAAGUAA